Molecule: messenger RNA, 6023 nt
Organism: Periophthalmus magnuspinnatus
Lineage: Eukaryota; Metazoa; Chordata; Actinopteri; Gobiiformes; Gobiidae
Gene: man1a1
Product: mannosidase, alpha, class 1A, member 1
Exons: 12
Coding region: 199-2067 (622 amino acids)
Biological process (GO): N-glycan processing; carbohydrate metabolic process
Cellular component (GO): extracellular exosome; endoplasmic reticulum; Golgi membrane
Molecular function (GO): mannosyl-oligosaccharide 1,2-alpha-mannosidase activity; calcium ion binding
Source: RefSeq, a predicted model, not a curated record
GUCUGCGGAGUGUCUUCGUUAUGGACAGCUGCUCCACUCCUCAACUUUUUACUGGAGAGCAGAGCGCACGUAUUCUCUUCACCGUAGCCUCCUUGUUACCCAAACAUGGAUUUCUAAACUGGAACUGACCCAGACGUGAAUCCGUACAAGCUGUUGAAUUUAUUUUUUUGUUGAGUUUGUUGAAGGAACUGGAGGAAAAUGCCAGUAGCAACUCUUUUACCUUUUACCACGACUCCUAAUAGGAAGUCUGCCAGCCCGACCUCCUUCAGGUUGACAGAGAAAUUCAUUUUACUUUUAGUCUUUAGCGCUUUUAUUACGUUAUGUUUCGGGGCUAUCUUCUUUUUACCGGACUCGUCAAAGCUGCUUAGCGGAGUUUUCUUUCAUUCCCCCGCCGUGGAAACCAACACUCACACCAACCCGGACAGCAACGACUCAGGCUCGGCUGCGAAUGACGAGAAAGUCCUGGCCAAAAUCAGGAAAGACCACGAAAAGGCACUAUUAGAGGCAAAGGAUACGCUACAGAAACGACCAGAUGAGAUUAAACAGGACAUUUUAAUCGAGAAGGAGAAAGUUGCGAAGGAUAGCGCUGGUCUCGGGGGUAAGGAUGCCAAUCAUUUACCUAUGGUCGAGUACCAGCGACCACCGGGAGCCACGGGGCGCGAGCCGAUGGACGCCGAAACCCGCGAAAGACGGGCGAAGAUCAAAGAGAUGAUGAAGCACGCCUGGGACAGCUACCGACGCUACGCUUGGGGUUCCAAUGAGCUGCGGCCCGUCUCCAAGCAAGGCCACUCCAGCAAUCUGUUUGGGAGUAUAAAAGGCGCGACGAUAGUGGAUGCCUUGGAUACACUCUACAUCAUGGAGAUGUUUGAGGAGUUUGACGUCGCCACUGACUGGGUGGAGAAGAACCUCGACUUCAAUGUGAAUGCGGAGGUGUCGGUGUUUGAGGUGAACAUCCGUUUUGUGGGAGGCCUACUCUCCGCCUACUAUCUGUCUGGGAAAGAGGUCUUCCGCAGAAAAGCCGUGGAGCUGGGAGAGAAGCUGCUCCCGGCCUUUAAGACGCCCACUGGUAUCCCCUGGGCCCUGCUUAACCUGAAGAGUGGUAUCGGCAGAAACUGGCCGUGGGCUUCAGGUGGGAGCAGUAUCCUGGCUGAAUAUGGGACGCUGCAUUUGGAGUUUAUGCAUCUCAGCAAACUGUCAGGAAACCCGGAGUUUGCUCAGAAGGUAAUGAAUAUCCGAAAAGUGCUAAAUCGACUGGACAAACCACAAGGGCUGUAUCCAAACUACCUGAAUCCAAACAGCGGCCAGUGGGGUCAAAAUCACGUGUCAGUGGGUGGACUCGGAGAUAGUUUCUACGAGUAUCUGCUCAAGGCCUGGCUCAUGUCGGACAAGACGGACGAGGAGGGAAAGAAGCUGUACUAUGACGCUUUACAGGCGAUCGAGACCAACCUGAUGAGGAAGUCGAGCAGUGGUCUGACCUACAUCGCGGAGUGGAAGGGCGGGCUGCUGGAGCAUAAAAUGGGACACCUCACCUGUUUCGCUGGAGGCAUGAUCGCCCUAGGAGCCGAUGGUGCGCCCAGUGACAAGACCGGACACCAGAUGGAGCUCGCAGCCGAGAUUGCACGCACCUGCCACGAGUCGUACGUCCGCACAGCUUUGAAGCUGGGUCCAGAGGCUUUCCGUUUUGAUGGAGGAGUGGAGGCCAUCGCCACUCGACAGAACGAGAAGUACUUCAUCCUGCGGCCAGAAGUCAUUGAGACGUACAUGUACAUGUGGAGGUUCACACAUGACCCCAAGUACAGAGAGUGGGGCUGGGAGGCUGUGCAGGCUUUGGAGCAGCACUGUAAAGUCGAAGGAGGCUACACUGGACUGAGAGACGUCUAUGCCACCAGUCCAAACCACGAUGAUGUUCAGCAGAGCUUCUACUUGGCCGAAACGCUCAAGUAUCUGUACUUGCUGUUCUCAGACGACGACCACCUUCCAUUCGAGCAUUGGGUCUUUAACACCGAGGCCCACCCACUACCGGUCCUCAGGAGGGACAAAACAGACAGACCCAACGAGGUGGAGUAACGCCCUCACUGGAAUAAGAGCACAAACCUCUCUAUCCUAUCCUGUGUAACUGAGCCUGCCCCAGCGUCGCCCCAGGACUCUUCUGGACUGGAUUUUUAAAAAUAAAUGAUAAAAUCGGGAGUUGGAUUUCGUAAUUUAAUUUUUUUGUUUUUCUUUUUCUUGGUCCAAUGCUGGGCCUUCACUGCCAGAUAAUGCAGUUAGUCCGAAUGUAAUAAAGACUAAUACAUAUCUUCAGCGGCGCGGGGGAAGACUGCGUGGCUUUGUGUAAAUGACUCUUGGGAUUAUUUAAGAGAUUUUCGGAGGUACAAUCGGACAGUUGUGGCACCAUUUGUUCACUGUUUUGUUGUGCGUCGUUGCAUCUCAAAGUCAAAGACCCAAAGCGGCUAAACUGUUUUGAGGAUCAUAAGACUGACUUCACAAACGCUUUUCUCUCAACAACUUUCCAGCGCUUUUCAGAUAAACUUGUAAACUAAAACCAAACUUUUGAACUGUUUUUGUGAUUUUGGACUCUACCUACCACUGACUUCAAUGUUUCCCCACUUAAAGUUAUUAUUUAAGGGUUGUUCUGCAUUUGCACUAUGUUCCUAAAGAGGUUUGGUCAUUCUUGGUUUUACCAAAAUGAUAUUUUUUCACACGCUGUCAUUAUUGUAUGUUUAAUCCUGGUCCAGGUUUUCAUCUUCAAAUUCAUCCAAAAAUAUUUCACAUUUUUUUGGUCCAGUUAAAGGCUCUGUUACUGAUUUUUACUGUCUAGUUAAUUUUAAACAGUUUGCAGCUGUCACUUUCUAAGGCAUUCCUUUGCUGCCACAGUAAUGCUAACAACAAAUAGCAUGCUAAUGGUGCACGUUCACCUUCUCCUGUUUAUAAUUGAAAGCGGGCAAUACAUUACGAUUUUAUUUUGAAUCUUAAGAGCUGCUUUUACGACAUAUCUGUACUGGGAAUGAAGAAAUUUUACUCAACUACAUGGACAAAAAUCAGGUACAGCCACUUUAACAUUGUAGUCUGACGUCCAAAGAUAAAUAUUUUGCAUUUUCUUGUGAAUUUUGAAGGUGCACUCUGACUUUUCUCCAUCAAAAAAGUUAUAUAUUGCACCUUUUAAACCUAUUGACCUAUAAUGGCUUACACUUGUAAUGCUGGAGGCGCCUGAGAUUGGUGGUAGUACAUUGAAAAGCUAACCACUCUGCCACUCUGUUCCCUGAUUUAAAUAAAAGACAAUGCUCCAUAUAAAAGUUAUACAUGACAGCGGGCAGGCGGAGUAAAUUGUGAACAAAUAGUCGUGACCAAACCUCUCAGAUGCGUCUUGUUGCUCCAUCCACUUGAGUAGGACACACUGUAAGAUGUUUCUCCUCUGUGAGGGGACAAACACACGUUUUCAAUACACCAUCUCAGCUUCAUCACACGGCCGUAGUACCCUCACUGUCCACACUGGGGCGCUCGUAUCUAUAACAGGUGGUCACACAUUGAUGUUAUAUUUGUGUUUAGUUUACAACAGCAGCCAGAUUGAGCCGGUUUAGUCUUUUAUUUAGUGCCUUCACUGUUUAGUCUGAGGAAGUAGCAACUCAUACAAGCCUACUGCACGCAACGGUAACAUCAGCUUCUAUGGUAUUUUUCAUGUCAAAGAAACAUACUGAAAAUGCACGCCCCAUAUUUGUGUAAAACUAUUUGAAUGUAAUAAUUUUGUAUUUGGUUCCAUGUACUUGGUCUUUGCGUCAAUGAUUUCUCACCAGCUAAUUAAGUUUGACUACACUGACACCUGGUGGAGAAAUAUAGACUGUGCAGUUUCCAUGAGACGGCUUCAGGAACAUGGUGGAACAUAACUGUGGUGUGUUCACGUCAGUCAGGUAAAUGAUUUGUUUUUUUUAUCAAACGCUAAAUACACUAUAUGUCGUCUCAUGAUGGUUUUGAGCCUGAUAAUCUCGUUGCAUUGUGAGAAUUUUACUUUUUAUUUGUGCUGAGGUUUGCUGAAUUGGUCUUGACUUUAGAAGUUAUCAAAAAGACUUUCAGCAGAUCUAAAAAUGUUUCAUGUUUGGGCAUUAUUUGAGGGCCAGCUGUUUUAAAUAAUCAAAUGGAAUGUUUUAGCCCGCAAGCAAACACUAGUAUGUUAUUAAUAGUAAUUGCAGUUGGUCUUGUAAAGCUGUUGGUAACAUCCAUCCAACACUAUGACUUAAUACAGGUGAAAUGAUGGUAAACACCAGUGUACAAUGUAAUCUACUGGAGGGGUUUGUACUGUAGCUCGUUCCUGUUGGUGGUUUUCAGAUUCUCGACUGUGAGGACACUCCCAGAUGAGGGGCAAGGGCCAGAUUUAUCCACUGGUUACAUUGUACUUUACCAUGAAAUAUCCAAAAGAUAAAUGCACAAAUGUUGAACCUGAUCAUUUCUAUUAGUGACUAUACCCUUACAAUAUUUCCACAAAAUCUGCAUUAAAUCAUAUUCACUUUAGCUGCCCUCAUCUGUGGGAAUAAUUGGCCCAUAGAGUGUCGUGAUGGCAUCUGAAACCCACCGAUCGGCCCAAAUUGCUCGAGAUAAUCCCAUUCACAACUAGCUUUACUGUAAAAGUGAAUGUCUCUUCAGCUCUUUGUUGUUUUUGGAUCUAGGAACAUGAUUUUUUUGUGAAUGGAAAGCACAACGGCCCCAUGUGCAGAGGUGAUGGAGGUGAUGCACACAUGUAGAAUUCCGUAUGACAUGGACAAAGGACAGAACAGUGACACUGCUCCACUCUUUUACUGUCACAGCUUUAGUAUCUGGAGGAGCGCCACUUUAUUUAGUUUUCUUUUUAGCGUGAAGGAAAGGUUUUUAAAUUUUCUGUAAAGAUUGAUCUAAAAUGGCCCCCUGUCCAACUUCCUAUUACGUAGUGAAGUCCAUAAACUUUAUCGUAGGUGGGUUAUAUCAGGGGUACAAAUUAUAUAUAUAUGCAUAUAUUUAUCCAUAGCAAUGAUCAAUAAUAAGAAUAGUGCAUUCAAUUUUAAAAGUCCUUUAGUCAUUAGAGUCAUCUUCUAUUUGUUGCUCUUUUCACUUUUGGGGUGUUUUAUUGCUUGACAUAAGCAAUUUUAAGGAAUAUUAUAUUUUUUAUUAUAGUGUUUAUUGUUUCUAUAAAAUAAUUCAUAUAUAUUGGAUAUUGGUGAUCUGAAUUCAUAACUUUAAAAGCAUUCUGGGGCUAGUUGGAAUGUACUGUACUGUUAGGCCAGUGAAGUAUCUGAGUUGUCGUUUAUAGGAUGUAAGAUUUGUCCCAAGCAGGUUUACAUUUACAUUUAUUGAUAAUAAUUAAAACACUGUUUGCUCUCCACAACUCUCCUACAUAUGAACUUUUCUACAUAAAUACAACUAAAAUAUGUAGCAAACAUAGGAACAUUUGUAUGUUGUAUUUUGAUUUCAUGAGCUUUAAAAUGCUGAAACAGUGAAAUAAAGUGAGAUUAUUUUCUGUCUGUUGUGGGAUGAAUGAAUUCUCAGCCCUGUUUGGCUUUGGGACCAUCCGUUCUUUAACUUUCUGUGCUCUCAAUGGUUGAAACGUUUCUUGGUGAUUCUUGUUGACUUAUUGUUGACUCCUUGUUGUGUUCAGUACCUUUCUGUUGUGAAUAAGUGAAGUGGGAUCCGACUCUUGAGCCAGUUUUACUUCAGAAGCAGAUGUUUGAACUGAAACUGUGUCUGAUGAGAAACUUGUGUGAAUUUGAAUUUGUGAAACCUCAGAAACGUCUUGUACAGAAAAUUGCUGAUAAUCAUUCCAUUGCACAUAGUUUACUUUGUUUAUAUGCAAUAUUUUAAUUUGUGGGGAAUUGUUUUUGAUGUGUUGAUAUUCUUAAUAUAAUUAUUAUUCUAGAAAAGUGUAAAUAUUCCAUUGGAGCAGGUGAGCCGCUCUACUUUCUAUAAAUCUCCUGGAUAUUGAAAAUGAUAUUAAGAGCAGCAGACUUUUUAAUAAACUAUAUUUGUUACACUUCUAUUGUGAAUAAAACCCUUUUAAUAAA